Messenger RNA from Myripristis murdjan (pinecone soldierfish), 3327 nucleotides. It is a transcript of the gene klf11a, whose product is annotated as Kruppel like factor 11a. The record is from RefSeq and is a predicted model, not a curated record. Gene Ontology annotation, molecular function: RNA polymerase II cis-regulatory region sequence-specific DNA binding; DNA-binding transcription factor activity, RNA polymerase II-specific. Bases 118 to 1608 code for a protein of 496 amino acids. Gene Ontology annotation, biological process: regulation of transcription by RNA polymerase II. The transcript has 4 exons. NCBI's taxonomy places the organism in Eukaryota, Metazoa, Chordata, Actinopteri, Holocentriformes, Holocentridae.
UUUUUGGCCGCACUCAGCUGAAGCCAGUCUGCUGGCAGCGGCUCAGCCUCCUCCUGACUGCGCGCUGCUGCUGCUCCUCUCUUUACUUUCUUGUUUUUUAACCCGCAGCUGCUCCUUAUGCUCGCUUUCACGGCGCAAACUCCUCCUGAGCGCUCCUUUCCGGCCGAGCCCUCGGACGCCCGGCUGCUGACCGCCAUGCAGUCGGUGGAGUACCACGACCUCGAGGCGGCCGAGGCGCUCGUCAGCAUGAGCUUCUGGGGUCAAAGGUCGUACAAGCCCCGCCCCCUGACCCCCACCUCCGACUCCUGCGACUCCAUCCAGCUGCAGCCCGAUGGCGCCGACGCCCCCAAGGACCUGAUCGCCCUCUCCUCGCUGUGCAUGACUCCGCCUCACAGUCCGAGCUUUGCCGAGACCUCCACCACCACCGCUGUCCUCACCGCCACCUCAGCUCUGACUAGCCCCGCCUCCAGGCCCGCCCUGCCCCGACCCCGGAUGUGCGUCAGCCUGCCCCGCCCCGCCCCUCCUCCCACCACCCCGCCCGCCCCGGACGCCUCGGCGCCUCAGCCUCAUACGGAUUCGUCCUGCGUGGCUCCUCCCGGCCGAGCGAUGGCCACCAGCGUCAUCCGCCACACCGCCGACCGCCACGCCGCCGCUCCUCCGGCCGCCGCGGCCCGGUCCACAGACGCCGGCGUGCCGCCGAGUCCGGCCGCCGCACAGGAAACCCUUCCGAUGGAGACGCAAACGGAGAGCGCCGCCGCAGAGGAAAAAGAGGCUUCUCCUUUGUCUCCCUGCUGCCCCGCCUCCCCUCCCGCCUCGGCCACGCCCUCUCAGUCCCCUGCAGUGUCUUCCUCCUCUUCCUCCUCCUCUCCCUCUCCGCUCCCUGGCUCUCCGGUCCUGUGCCAGGUUUUCCCGGUGAGCGGGCGGACGGGGAUGAUCUCGGCGUUCGUGCAGGCUCCGGUUCAGGUGCAGGCUCCGGCGGCGGGGGGGCCCAAGCCCAUCCUGCCCCAGUCCCCCUCCAGCUUCUCCCCGCCGCUCCUGGUGGGCUCGGCGGUGCCGCAGGGCGCCGUGAUGUUUGUGGUGCCGCAGCCGCCGGUGUCCCAGGCGCCUCAGGGCCCGCAGACUGUCAUGACGCUGGGCAACACCAAGCUCCUCCCCCUCGCCCCGGCGCCCGUUUAUAUGCCGUCGGGAACGAGCGGCGGCGCCUCGCAAGCCGACUUCUCCCGCAGGCGGAACUACGUGUGCAACUUCCCCGGCUGCAAGAAGACGUACUUCAAGAGCUCCCACCUGAAGGCUCACCUGCGAACACACACAGGUGAGAAGCCGUUCAGCUGCCACUGGGAGGGCUGCGACAAAAAGUUCGCCCGCUCCGACGAGCUCUCGCGCCACCGCCGGACGCACACCGGCGAGAAGAAGUUUGUGUGCAACGUGUGCGACCGGCGGUUCAUGCGCAGCGACCACUUGACCAAACACGCCCGGCGGCACAUGACCACCAAGAGGGCGUCGACGUGGCCCGCCGAAACCCGUGACCUCAACAAAAUGGCCCUGCCCAAAGGCCAGAGCAGAGGCUCCGCGCUUCCCGUCGGUGUGCUGGUUCCCACCGCCAACUAACCAACUCAGCCAGGAGCCCGCAGGGCAACUCAGGACCAGGGCGGGACGCCGCCGCCGCCCAGCCGCCCGGCCGCCACCCGGAGGCUCUUUUCUACUCCACGUGAAUCCCACCCGGCUGGCGUCUCCAGGAUCCGGUCGGCCACCGGCUCCGUUUACGCGACAGCACGUUCUGAUCUCAGUCCGGUGUCGUGCUCUGGUUUGAUGUAAACGCCAUAACAGGGUUAGAAUGACCUGGUGAGCUCAUACUGCCACUUUACUCCACAUCACCACACAGGUUAUGUUGCCAUGGAAACAGCUGACGGCUUUAGUUUGAUGUCAGUGAGAAACAGGGUGACGCGCAGCACUUCCUUUACUUUCUGCUGCUGGGAUUAUCAUUUUUAUUCUGAUAAUCCCUGAGGGUCUUGUUUUUAUUUUUUUUUUUUUUAGGGAGGCGUUUGUCGCGUCGGCGUUUCACUCCGAGGCGACGUCUCGUGACGAUGAAAAGCCGCUCGGUGUCGACCGCUGCUGCUGGUUCUCCUCACGUUUCCUCUACCUUCUUCUCUUUAUUCCAGUCUCAAACCCGCUGUCGUCGCUUCCAUGAACACAAACGCAUCACUUCCUGUGCAGCGGGGAGGGACGCCAGCAGCCGCCGAGUCGCGAGAGUCAGAUUUUAGGAGGAUCGUUCCUUUAAAGUCGCAGAUCAUCACUUUAACCGGCUCGCUCAGUCGCAGAUUAACUCCAUCAGACGUCCAAUGAAAUCACCUGCUUCGGUCGUGGGCGGGGCUUCACGCCUUUUGAAACAGUCUGAUUGGCUUACCAAGUCCAUCACCGGAUGUUGGUUAUCUGUUGAAUGAGUUUGGAGUUUUUUGCAGACAGGGUUUACCAUGUUUCGCCGCCGUUGCUCAACUUUUCGUCGCUUUUUUUGUUUUUUUUUGCUGAUUUUAGGACGUGUAGGUGUGUAAACGUAGCUGGUGCGGCCGGUGGAGCGGGACAGCCAGUUUCCUGCCCUGCUCAGGACAGUUUCAGUUCCCACCAAACAAACACACACACACUCACACACACACAUACAUACACACAUUAACACACACACAAACACACACAACCAGAACAGGCUGCUACUCAUUCAUGGACAGAAACAAACCAACCUGACAUUGCACUGGAUUUUUUAUUCUGCUUGUUUUGUACUCUCUCUCUCUCUCUCUCUCUCUCUCUCUCUCUCUCUCUCUCUCUCUCUCCAUGUAAUCAUGUUUACUUAAUGUGUAUAUGUCAUGUUUAGCAAAUGUAUGCACUUGUUAUAUUUUUUUUGCCAAAGCCUCUGUAUUGUGCUUCUAUUAGCCUACUUCUGUUGGUCUGUGACUGUAAAUAUUGUACAUAUAUUGAUAUCUAUAUGAAUGUUACGUGUAUUCCAAUCUGCAUUUAUUGACAGUACGCGAAUUAUUGAUAUUUUAAAAAUGUCAGUGGACAGUAUUCCUCACUGUGAUACUACCUACUAUCAUUGCUUUACACAUUAUUAUUAUUAUUAUUAUUAUUAUUAUUAUUAUUUAAUAAACAUUUGUUCAAAAGUGCUGUUUUUUGAUAGCUUGAUUUGGCCUUUAGUGUAGCCAGUAAGAAAAUACCUCAUGUUAUUAAAUGUUAUUCUUAAUAACGGCUUAUAUCUGAAUAAUCCCAUUUCUGAACACUUGCCUGUAAGCAAUGGUAAAGAAUAUCGCUUUUAUAAUAAAAAAUGCACCAGGAAGUCGA